Molecule: messenger RNA, 6138 nt
Organism: Mastomys coucha (southern multimammate mouse)
Lineage: Eukaryota; Metazoa; Chordata; Mammalia; Rodentia; Muridae
Gene: Erbb3
Product: erb-b2 receptor tyrosine kinase 3
Exons: 28
Coding region: 451-4410 (1319 amino acids)
Biological process (GO): protein phosphorylation; cell surface receptor protein tyrosine kinase signaling pathway; positive regulation of cell population proliferation
Cellular component (GO): signaling receptor complex; basal plasma membrane
Molecular function (GO): ATP binding; neuregulin binding; protein tyrosine kinase activity
Source: RefSeq, a predicted model, not a curated record
AGCGCUCUCCUUACCCGCGUUCACUACCUUUCCCCGGCCCCGGGACAUUUGGAAUCUCGAUCUCCUCUUAAGCGUCUCCGGGGGAAAUUGCUGGAGUGAGACCCCUCCUUGACCCUCUCGGCCAGGCUGUGGGCUGGCGGGGCACGCUUGGGCGGGUGUCCCGGGCUACAACCAUCGGGACUCCAGCCUCGAACGGGAGGGGGCGCGGCCGUGACUCACCCUUCACUCCCUCCCUCCCUCCCUUCGUCCCUCCCUCCCUCCCAGACAGACACCCUCCCCUGCCGUCCCGCUCCGGACUCCGACUACGCUCCGGUUGCAGUUUGCAGCCUCUGCUGCCGCCGCGGCCACCUAUUCGCUGGCUUGUUCAGGUGGCUGUCGCUUCGAUGUCCUCCUAAUCUUGGGGCCCCCGGGCUAGACUCGGCUAGGCUCCCUUCACCCUCCGCUGGAAGCAUGAGGGCAGUUGGAAUUCUGCAGGUGCUGGGCUUCCUUCUCAGCCUGGCCCGGGGUUCCGAGAUGGGCAACUCUCAGGCAGUGUGUCCUGGGACUCUGAAUGGGCUGAGUGUGACGGGCGAUGCCGACAAUCAGUACCAGACGCUGUACAAAUUGUAUGAGAAGUGUGAGGUGGUCAUGGGUAACCUGGAGAUCGUGCUCACAGGACACAAUGCUGACCUCUCCUUCCUGCGAUGGAUCAGAGAAGUGACAGGCUAUGUCCUGGUGGCCAUGAAUGAAUUCUCUGUACUACCCUUGCCUAACCUCCGAGUGGUCCGGGGAACCCAGGUCUACGAUGGGAAGUUCGCCAUCUUUGUCAUGUUGAACUACAACACCAACUCCAGCCAUGCUCUGCGCCAGCUCCGGUUCACUCAACUUACUGAGAUUCUGUCAGGGGGCGUUUACAUUGAAAAGAAUGACAAACUUUGCCACAUGGAUACAAUUGACUGGAGGGACAUCGUGAGAGUUCGAGGCGCUGAGAUAGUGGUGAAGAACAACGGGGGGAACUGUCCACCCUGUCAUGAGAUCUGCAAGGGGCGAUGCUGGGGGCCUGGACCGGAAGACUGCCAGAUAUUGACCAAGACCAUAUGUGCCCCUCAGUGUAACGGUCGCUGCUUUGGGCCCAAUCCUAACCAGUGCUGCCAUGAUGAAUGUGCAGGUGGCUGCUCUGGACCCCAAGACACAGAUUGCUUUGCCUGCCGACGCUUCAAUGAUAGUGGGGCCUGUGUGCCCCGGUGUCCAGAGCCUCUUGUGUACAACAAGCUAACUUUCCAGCUUGAGCCCAACCCCCAUACCAAGUAUCAGUACGGAGGAGUCUGUGUUGCCAGUUGUCCCCAUAACUUUGUGGUGGAUCAGACAUUUUGUGUCAGGGCUUGUCCUCCUGACAAGAUGGAAGUAGAUAAGAAUGGACUCAAGAUGUGUGAGCCUUGUGGAGGGCUGUGCCCAAAAGCCUGUGAGGGGACGGGCUCUGGAAGCCGCUACCAGACAGUAGACUCUAGCAACAUCGAUGGGUUUGUGAACUGUACCAAGAUCCUGGGCAACCUGGACUUCCUCAUCACUGGCCUCAACGGUGACCCCUGGCACAAGAUCCCUGCACUGGACCCGGAAAAGCUCAAUGUUUUCAGGACAGUCCGGGAGAUUACAGGCUAUCUAAACAUCCAGUCCUGGCCCCCUCACAUGCACAACUUCAGUGUUUUUUCCAAUCUGACAACCAUCGGGGGCAGAAGCCUCUACAACCGGGGCUUCUCCUUGUUGAUCAUGAAGAACUUGAAUGUCACAUCUCUGGGCUUCCGGUCCUUGAAGGAAAUUAGUGCUGGGCGUGUCUACAUAAGUGCCAAUCAGCAGCUUUGUUACCACCACUCUCUGAACUGGACCAGACUGCUUCGGGGGCCUUCGGAAGAGAGACUUGACAUCAAAUACAACCGGCCUCUGGGAGAAUGUGUGGCAGAGGGCAAAGUGUGUGAUCCACUGUGCUCCUCUGGGGGAUGCUGGGGCCCAGGCCCCGGUCAGUGCUUGUCUUGUCGAAACUACAGCCGGGAAGGUGUCUGUGUGACUCACUGCAAUGUUCUGCAAGGGGAACCCCGUGAGUUUGUUCAUGAGGCUCAAUGUUUCUCCUGCCAUCCAGAAUGCCUACCCAUGGAGGGCACCAGCACAUGCAAUGGCUCGGGCUCCGAUUCAUGUGCUCAAUGUGCUCAUUUUCAUGAUGGGCCCCACUGUGUGACCAGCUGCCCCCAUGGAAUCCUAGGUGCCAAAGGUCCAAUCUACAAAUAUCCAGAUGCUCAGAAUGAGUGCCGGCCCUGCCACGAGAACUGCACCCAAGGGUGUAAGGGACCAGAACUACAAGACUGUUUAGGCCAAACAGAGGUAUUGAUGAGCAAACCCCACUUGGUAAUAGCGGUGACAGUAGGACUGGCCGUGAUCUUCCUGAUUCUGGGAGGCUCUUUUCUCUAUUGGCGUGGACGCAGAAUUCAGAAUAAAAGGGCUAUGAGACGCUACUUGGAGCGGGGUGAGAGCAUCGAACCUCUGGACCCAAGCGAGAAGGCAAACAAAGUCUUGGCUAGAAUCUUCAAAGAGACAGAGCUGAGGAAACUUAAAGUGCUUGGCUCUGGUGUCUUUGGAACUGUACACAAGGGGGUUUGGAUUCCUGAGGGUGAAUCCAUCAAGAUUCCAGUCUGCAUCAAAGUCAUUGAAGACAAAAGUGGGCGGCAAAGUUUUCAGGCUGUGACUGAUCACAUGCUGGCCGUUGGCAGCCUGGACCAUGCCCACAUUGUACGGCUCCUGGGACUGUGCCCAGGGUCAUCUCUGCAGCUUGUCACUCAGUACUUGCCUCUGGGCUCCCUCCUUGAUCAUGUGAGACAGCACCGUGAAACACUGGGACCACAGCUGCUGCUCAACUGGGGAGUACAAAUUGCCAAGGGUAUGUAUUACCUGGAAGAACACAGCAUGGUACACAGAGACCUCGCACUCCGGAAUGUGAUGCUCAAGUCACCAAGUCAGGUCCAGGUGGCAGAUUUUGGUGUGGCCGACCUGCUGCCCCCAGAUGAUAAGCAGUUACUACACAGUGAGGCCAAGACUCCAAUUAAGUGGAUGGCCCUUGAGAGUAUCCACUUUGGGAAAUACACUCACCAGAGUGAUGUCUGGAGUUACGGUGUAACAGUUUGGGAGUUGAUGACCUUUGGGGCAGAGCCCUAUGCAGGGCUACGACUGGCUGAAAUACCAGAUCUGCUAGAGAAGGGAGAGCGCUUAGCACAGCCCCAGAUCUGCACCAUUGAUGUCUACAUGGUGAUGGUCAAGUGUUGGAUGAUUGAUGAGAAUAUUCGCCCAACCUUUAAAGAGCUAGCCAAUGAGUUUACCAGGAUGGCCCGUGACCCUCCAAGGUAUCUGGUCAUCAAGAAAGCAAGUGGGCCUGGAAUACCCCCCGCAGCAGAGCCCUCUGCUCUGAGCACCAAAGAGUUGCAGGAAGCAGAGCUGGAGCCAGAACUGGACCUAGACCUAGACUUGGAGGCAGAGGAGGAGGGCCUGGCAACCACAGUAGGUUCUGCCCUCAGCUUGCCUACAGGAACACUUACCCGACCACGUGGGAGCCAGAGUCUUUUAAGUCCCUCAUCUGGAUACAUGCCCAUGAAUCAGAGCAAUCUCGGGGAGGCUUGUCUGGGGCGUCUAGCAUCAGAGUCAUCAGAGGGCCAUGUGACGGGCUCUGAGGCUGAACUCCAAGAAAGAGUAUCCGUGUGUAGGAGCCGAAGCCGGAGCCGGAGCCGGAGCCCACGGCCACGUGGGGACAGUGCCUACCAUUCUCAGCGACACAGCCUGCUUACUCCUGUCACCCCGCUCUCCCCGCCAGGGUUAGAGGAAGAGGAUGGCAAUGGUUACGUCAUGCCAGAUACGCACCUCAGAGGUACAUCCUCUUCCCGGGAAGGCACCCUUUCGUCAGUAGGUCUCAGUUCUGUGCUGGGUACCGAAGAGGAAGAUGAGGAUGAGGAGUAUGAAUACAUGAACCGGAAGAGGAGGGGUAGCCCAGCUCGGCGCCCCAGGCCUGGUUCCCUUGAAGAGCUGGGUUAUGAAUACAUGGAUGUAGGUUCAGACCUCAGUGCUUCUCUGGGCAGUACACAGAGUUGUCCGCUCCAUCCCAUGUCCAUCGUGCCCUCUGCUGGCACAAGUACAGAUGAGGACUAUGAAUACAUGAACCGCAGGCGUGGUGCAGGUGGUGCCGGAGGGGAUUAUGCAACGAUGGGGGCCUGCCCAGCUGCUGAACAAGGGUAUGAGGAGAUGAGAGCUUUCCAGGGGCCUGGACAUCAAGCCCCCCAUGUUCGUUAUGCCCGCCUCAAAACUCUGCGUAGUUUAGAAGCCACCGACUCUGCCUUUGACAACCCAGAUUACUGGCAUAGCAGGCUUUUCCCCAAGACUAAUGCCCAGAGAACUUAACCUCUGUUCCUUGAGACUCUUUCAGAACAUUUAUUUGAUGGCAGCUAGUGCCUCUUUGAGGGUACCCCUCCAUCACCCCUCUCUCUGAGGUCCCACCUCCAUUUCUCCAACAAUGCUGUCCAGCUCUUGGAGACUUGUCAACAUAUCCUCACAAACUUGUUGUGGUACAUAGCCAGUGCUGCACUCUCUUUUCUUCCCAACCCCAUUCCUCAGCUUCCUCAGGGAGAUUCCCUGGAGAUAUGAAGGAUUACUCUCUAGACCCCUGCGCUCAGGCUCUUACUCAUUGGGACUAGACUCUUAAACUUUGCCUUUCUUCCCCAUCAGACUCUAUAAAGAAGGAGAGAUGAAAUAGAAAAGUAAAACUUUUGUUUAUGAGACUUUUAAUGCCGGGGAAGAUUGAGACACUUAAAGCUUUGAGGAGUAGAUACCAAUAACUAUGCUGACCAUGUACUGUGAGCUAGGCAUCUUCAUGCUGAACUCUGCCUACAUUGUCUCAAUUAUAAUCUUACCAGUUUUAUGAGGUAGAACUGAUCCUGUUUCACCAAUACGAAGUCCUUCUGAGUGUUCCAAGAUAGCCAGCAGGUCCCGGAAUCUUUGAAUAGUACUGAAUCCUGUAGUUUGUUUGUUUUUUUAAAAUACUUUAGUUGGUGUACAAAACUGAAUUCUGUGUUUAGUGGCUUUUCCAUCGUAACUAAGAACUUAUCGUUCUUUUCAGUUUGAGGUGCCACAGCAGAGGUUGUACUGAUUUUUCUAUUUUUCUAAUUUAAUGGAUCUGUUAUUAGACAUUUCCAUAUGAUACCCACCCCCCCACCCCCCGUGGGAAGUCAAGAACUUCCACCUUUUCUCAAUCAGUCAAAUAACCAGGCGGGUAAUUAAGUGACUAAAGAGCAAAUAGGUUAUUCAGUGUGGGUGCACUAGGCAGAGAGAUGACUCAUCUACCAAGUAGAACAGGAAAGGGCAGCUGUGAUUUCAGAAUGUAUACUAUGUAAACUGUAGGGAUUAUUUAUUUCAGGAACUUGUCAUUCAGCAUUUUUAGAUUGUAGUUGAUCACAGGGCACUAAAACUGUGGACAGCAAAACCUCAGAGAAUGGGGGAUUGAGCCCUGAAACCUCAGAGAAUGGGGGAUUGAGCCCUGAAGAAAGAAGCCACAGGUGCAGGAUUCAAAAUCUUUUCAAUUCCCAUGCCUGUGCUUUUACUAUAAAGUGGUAUGUGUGUGUGUGUGUGUGUCUGUGUGUGUGUGUGUGUGUGUGUGUAAAACUGGGUCUGGUGACUGGCCUGGAACUGUGUAGCCCAGGAUGGCCUUGGAUUCUACACACAGCAAUCCUGUCUUCCCCUCUCAAAGGCUGUGGCUAUAAUGUGAGCUACCAGACUCUGUUUAUGCACUGAAUCAAACAAAUGCCACCAGCCAUGUUUUCCUCCAGCACCCAGGCCUCUCAUCUCAGGAAGGAGUGGAGACAACACAGAAGGACAUUAACUAGACAUUUUUGUGUAAGCUGCAGGCCAUACACGUUGCAGAUAUAUAUUCCUUAUAAGCCAAUUUGCAAAGGUUCCAAGACCAUUUUAGGAGCUGUUCUCAACCAGUAAUGAGAAACUUCUGGUGGGAUAGAAAGAGGAUCCAUCUUCAGACCUCAAGUUUUCCUGGAUGGAAACUUGGGGGAAAUGUCUUCUUGUACCAUUAAAGUUUUUUGUUUUGUUUUUAUACAUGUCUAAAUAAAAAUGUCAACUUUU